CAGUUUUCUCCUUUCUGGUUAGCCGAGUCGUCAGGCGCUGCCCCCACUGCAGAGGAAACCCUCCCGACUGACUCUUUGCCUUUGGGCUUUACGUCCCCUCGCGCGUGACAAUUCCCGGAGCGGCGGCGAUCCCCGCCCAGCGAAGCUGUCAACCAGCGAGAGCCGGGAGAGAGAGAGAGAGAGAGGAGAAGCGGUGGAAAGGGGGAGCGCGCGGAGGCGGCGUUUGUCGUGGCUCGCGCCCGCGCGGUUCCCCGCACGGCUUGGCGCGCGGGUGCUCGAACUUCUCGGCCGCUGUCCUCGUGCCCGCGCCGGAGUUGGCGUUGAUCGCAGUGCGCUGGGGGAGCCGGUGACUCAGUUGCUCCAGGGGCAGCGAAGGGAGGCGGGAGGACAGCAACGCAAAAGGCAGCGGCUGACCCUGCGCGCUUCUGCGUCCGCGUGCUUUGCGGGGCUACGAGGAGGGGGCGGCUGCGAGCCUUGCCGUCGCAAGUCCUCCUCGGAAGGCUCCCCCUCCUCCUCCUCCUUCCCCAGCGGAACGUCCUCCCUCCCCCCCCCCUCGCCCGCCCGCCCUCUCCUUCCUCCUGGAGUCAGCGAACGUGUGAGCAGCGAUGGCGGCCGCCGGAGUCCUGGCCAAGCACGAGCAGAUCCUGGUGCUCGAUCCUCCCACCGACCUGAAAUUCAAAGGUCCUUUUACAGAUGUAGUCACCACGAAUCUUAAACUACGAAAUCCAUCAGAGAGAAAAAUAUGCUUUAAAGUAAAGACUACAGCACCUCGUCGAUACUGUGUGCGGCCAAAUAGUGGAAUUAUUGACCCAGGAACUUCAGUAACUGUAUCUGUUAUGUUACAGCCUUUUGAUUAUGAUCCAAAUGAGAAGAGUAAACAUAAGUUUAUGGUACAGACGAUCUUUGCCCCUACAAACAUUACAGAUAUGGAAGCAGUGUGGAAGGAUGCAAAAUCUGAGGAAUUAAUGGACUCCAAAUUGAGAUGUGUAUUUGAAAUGCCUAAUGAAAAUGAUAAACUGGUUUUAUCUUCAUCAAGAUCUGUAUACAUAACUCCAGCCAACAGAAACUUUCUUCAGGAGCCUGCAAAUAAUAGACAGAAGAUUGACAUGAUGGAACCAGGCAGUGAGGUCAAUCACAAGAUGGAUCAGAAUGAAAUAGAAACAAGUAAAUCUGCUCCAAUACUGAAUGCAACAAAGCAAGAUGGUCUGGUGCCAAAAUCACAUAGUGUUUCGCUUAAUGACACUGAAACAAGGAAGCUAGUGGAAGAAUGCAAAAGACUUCAAGCAGAUAUCGUGAAACUAUCAGAGGAAAAUAGACAUCUGAGAGAUGAAGGCUUGAGGCUGAGAAAGGUGGCACACUCAGAUAAACCUGGACCGUCAGGCUUGGCCCUCCGAGAUAAUGUCUCCAACCCUCUUCCUUCACUCCUUGUUGUAAUUGCAGCCAUUUUCAUUGGAUUCUUUUUAGGGAAAUUCAUCUUGUAGAAAGGGAGAGAGAAGAGAGAGAGAAGCAUGCAGAAUGCUGCUUCCUUUUUUUUCUUGGCCAGAAAAAAAAAAUUACCUACCACUUCAUUGGUAGUAUGGCCAAAGUGACCAUUUUUGUGUACAGCAUCAUACAGGCUUUGCCUCUAAUGAUCUUGCACGGUUAGACAACACGAUAAAAAGACAAACUGUUCGGCUGCUGGACAAAAUUGUAUAUUAAUUCAUUAAUAGCAGGUGUCAGUUGCACAUUCAGUCCUUUAUGAAAACUCAUAAAUAAAGAAUUGUUCUUUCUUUUUGUGGUUUUAAUAAGAGUUAAAAUUGUUCAAAGUCUUGUAAAUGUUAUUUUAAUAAUCCUUUUCAAAUUUUAUCUGUUAUUCUUGCCUCUUGGAAAGAAUGAUUAUUAGAAUGCUAAUUCGCUUGUUCAGGAAAAUGAUGAGGCAUUCUGUGGGGAAAUGUUCCUCUUAGUGUAUACAUUUUUCCCUUCACCUUACUUUGCUGAUAUCAUGGCAGAAUUUCUUACCCUUGUGAGGUGGUUGUGGAAGAAAAAAAUAAUCAUCCUGACAGCCCUGUCCCAUGGUAUUUAACAAACAAAAAAAUAAAACUGUUAACAGAC
Molecule: messenger RNA, 2091 nt
Organism: Pantherophis guttatus
Lineage: Eukaryota; Metazoa; Chordata; Lepidosauria; Squamata; Colubridae
Gene: VAPA
Product: VAMP associated protein A
Biological process (GO): neuron projection development
Cellular component (GO): endoplasmic reticulum membrane; plasma membrane
Molecular function (GO): FFAT motif binding
Source: RefSeq, a predicted model, not a curated record